AUGAAGCGACGCUUUAUGACAUGGUACGUGGCGAAACGGGAGAAGCAUAACGGCGUUCCCGAGCCUCCAACUCUCCCAAGUCCGCGACCGCACAUUUUAACGCCAUCGCCUUCAAUUGAAGCCUUGUCCCAAUCACAACAGGACGCGCCCUUUUUCCAGAUGCUCCCAUACGAGAUACGAAGGCAAGCCCUGAUUGAGGCGUUUGGCGAUCGUACAAUUCACAUGGACCUCACGUACAAUUACCCACCAAUGCCAGGUAAUGAGCAAACACACGCCAUGAUCCAGGAAUGGUGGUCAGGCCUGGACAAGAGCCGACCAAAGUCUUGGUCCUGGAGAGGCUGCAUAUGCCAUCGAAGGCCUCCGCCUUGGCACCCAGCUAUCGCGACAGAGUCCUAUAGCUCGAGGGCAGUUGAUAAGGAUAGGUGUUGCGUGGGGAUCGCACACUGCUGCGAUAUGUGGAAGAAGAACGGUGAAGAGCUAUAUGGGUGUUGGAUCGGCGCUCUGGUAUCGCUUCAAACGUGCCGACAGGCCUACACUGAGGGCAUCAAUGUCUUGUACAGCACAAACACUAUACAUAUUUCGAGCGCAAUUUUGCUCACCGACCUCCCCGAAUAUAUCCUCCCACAAAGAUUAUCAGCUAUAACAUCACUGGAAAUUAUCUGGUCUGUUGAAACUGACGUCUGUAAAGGCAAGAAUCUCCCGCGCGAAAACGACCUAAAGGCAAUCCUUCUGAUUCUCGACAAUCACUUCCCUAGCCUCAAGAAACUCAACCUGGCGUUGAAGCUUGGGCUGUCUAAAGAUAGAAAAACGGAGUUUCGACACAUUUUUGCAAUUCUCGACGACUUUUUCAACCGCCACACCUCUGAUCGCAUGCAAGACCCUUUCGCCGUCUCAAUCUCGUACGCUGCGUACGUUGAAUUGCGCCGCGAGAUAAUCCGCGCCCAAGGGCAUAAAGGAGAUACUUUUCACUGGCAGAUAUGGCGCUCCUUUGAUGGCGAAUACGUUCUGCCGCAGAAGCCAUGGACUGGGGCAUAUCUAGAAGCAAUUCCUGGGGCAAGAUGCAACAAUGGGUAUUGGAUUUAUUCUGGCGAGAUCACUACUCCAACUGGAGGGGCCGGAAGCUAA
Molecule: messenger RNA, 1125 nt
Organism: Fusarium fujikuroi IMI 58289
Lineage: Eukaryota; Fungi; Ascomycota; Sordariomycetes; Hypocreales; Nectriaceae
Exons: 2
Coding region: 1-1125 (374 amino acids)
Source: RefSeq, a predicted model, not a curated record